AUGGAGCACUCCGGCUACAGUGGUGUGGGGACAUCAGUGUUCCUGAUCCUGGCAGCCACUGUGGACAAUGCCAGUGUGGUUCUGCAGAUUGACAAUGCCCGACUGGCCGCUGAUGACUUCCACACCAAGUACAAGACAGAGCUGAACAUGCGCAUGAGCGUGGAGUCUGACAUCAACGGCCUGCGCAAGGUGCUGGACGAGCUGACCCUGGCCAGAACUGACCUGGAGAUGCAGGUCGAGAGCCUCAAGGAGGAGCUGGCCUACCUGAAGAAGAACCAUGAGGAGGUGAGAGCCAAAGAGAAAAGCCAGCUUAAAAGGGUGGAUGGAUGGGCUGGAGAGAUGGCACCUUUUCUGCCUCUGCAGGAAAUGGCCUCCAUGGACGCCACUCCUGGUGUGGAACUGAGCCGCAUCCUGAACGACAUGCGUGAUCAGUAUGAGAAGAUGGCAGAGAAGAACUGCAAGGAUGCCGAGGAGUGGUUCGUCACCAAGGUGGGUGUCCUUUAG
Acomys russatus (golden spiny mouse) is the source of this 504-nucleotide messenger RNA. Its product is annotated as keratin, type I cytoskeletal 42-like. Gene Ontology annotation, cellular component: keratin filament. The record is from RefSeq and is a predicted model, not a curated record. Gene Ontology annotation, molecular function: structural molecule activity. The transcript has 4 exons. NCBI's taxonomy places the organism in Eukaryota, Metazoa, Chordata, Mammalia, Rodentia, Muridae. The coding region runs from base 1 to 504 and encodes 167 amino acids.